CGCGGGCGGGGCGCGGCUGGCCGCGGGCGUGUGCGCGCGCCCCGUCCCUUGCCGGCGGAGGUGGGUGGCGCCGUUAUUCUCGCUGGGCUGAGGUAAAUAGCGGCCGCCGCCGGCAGCUCCGCGUAACCUCCGUCCUCCUCCGCUUCCCCCCGGUGCCGGGGCACCGGCCCGCCUCCUUUAGCCCUUCCCCUCCCUCAGGCGAUGUGCGGUGCUGAGGCGGGCGUCGCGAAGUGAAGAAGAAGCGAAGCCGCCGCCGUUUGUCGCGUCCUCCCCGCCAUCCGCCCACCCGUGGCCCCCGCCGGCGGCGACAUGGGCGAGUGCGGGGCCUCCGAGGAUGUCAACUCCAACGUGCUCAUCGCCCGCAGCACCGGCGACGCGCAGCUGGACAAGGCGGUGUGGCAGUGGCUGAGCUGGGACAAGGCUGCAUAUGCAGAGUAUCUGCAAAGCAAAAAAUGAUGGCUGUGGAAGUUGUAAACUGCUACUUAUUUUGACAGGAUAUUAGCUUUGAAACCUAACUCUGGCAAACCAAAAAACAAAAGAACAAAUUGAAAGCUUGUUACAGAAUGGAAAGCAUAAAGAGUUACGGGAUCGUCUCUGCUGCAGGCUGACCUUCGGGACCGCCGGGCUUCGCUCUGCGAUGGGAGCCGGCUUUUGCUAUAUCAAUGACCUUACAGUGAUCCAGUCAACACAGGGGAUCUACAAGUAUCUUGAGAGGUGUUUUUCAGACUUUAAGCAGAGAGGCUUUGUUGUUGGAUAUGACACACGAGGUCAGGUGACCAGCAACUGCAGCAGUAAGAAACUUGCAAAGCUCACUGCAGCAGUCCUGCUGGCUAAAGAUGUACCUGUAUACUUCUUUUCCACCUAUGUCCCUACACCAUUUGUGCCCUAUGCUGUUCAGCAGCUCAACGCUGUGGCUGGUGUGAUGAUCACAGCGUCCCACAAUCGGAAGGAGGACAACGGAUACAAGGUUUAUUGGGAAAAUGGAGCACAGAUCACCUCUCCUCAUGAUAAAGAAAUUAUAAAAUGUAUAGAAGAGUGCGUUGAACCAUGGAAUGGCUCUUGGAAUGAGAAUCUAGUAGACACCAGUCCCCUUAGAGAGGAUCCACUGAAGAAGAUUUGUGACUGUUACAUGGAGGAUCUGAAAAAGAUCUGUUAUCAUAGGGAGCUAAACAUGCAAACAAACUUGAAGUUUGUUCAUACCUCUUUCCAUGGAGUUGGACAUGACUAUGUGCAGUUGGCUUUCAAAGCAUUUGGCUUUCAGCCUCCCAUUCCAGUACCUGAACAGAAAGAUCCAGAUCCAGACUUCUCUACUGUCAAAUGCCCAAAUCCUGAAGAAGGAGAAUCUGUGCUGGAGUUGUCACUGAGGCUUGCAGAGAAAGAAAAUGCUAGAGUAGUAGUAGCCACUGAUCCAGAUGCAGACAGACUAGCAGUGGCAGAACAGCAGGAAAAUGGCUGCUGGAAGGUGUUCACUGGCAAUGAGCUAGCAGCUUUGUUUGGGUGGUGGAUGUUUUCUUGCUGGAAAGAAAACUGCUCCGAAGAUGCUGAUGUGAAGAAUGUUUACAUGUUAGCCACCACAGUCUCCUCAAAAAUUUUGAGGGCAAUUGCACUUAAAGAGGGAUUUCACUUUGAAGAAACACUCCCUGGUUUUAAAUGGAUUGGAAGUAGAGUUAAAGACCUCCUAGAUAAUGGAAAAGAAGUUCUCUUUGCAUUUGAAGAGUCUAUUGGCUUCAUGUGCGGCACAUCAGUGUUGGAUAAAGAUGGUGUAAGCGCAGCUGUGGUCAUAGCUGAAAUGGCAACCUACCUGGAGGGCAAGAACCUAACACUAGCACAGAAACUCAUUGAGAUAUAUGAAACGUAUGGAUAUCACAUAUCAAAGACUUCCUAUUUCUUGUGCUAUGAUCCUCCUACUAUCAAAAGGAUAUUUGAGAAACUUCGGAACUUCGAUGGCUCUCAGUCUUAUCCAGACUUUUGUGGUAUUUACAAUAUAUUACAUGUACGAGAUAUUACCACUGGCUACGAUAGCAGCCAGCCAAAUAAGAAAUCGGUGCUGCCAGUGAGUAAAAGCAGUCAGAUGAUCACUUUUACGUUUCAAAAUGGUUGUGUUGCCACCCUUCGGACAAGUGGAACAGAACCAAAGAUCAAGUACUAUGCAGAGAUGUGUGCGUUGCCUGAACAGAGUGACAGAGGCGUGCUGGAAGAAGAGCUUCAGAAGCUUAUCGAAGCUUUGAUUGAGAAUUUUCUUGAACCUGAUAAGAAUGGACUGGUCUGGCGUUCUGCUUAGAUCUCCUGUAACUGGUGUUCAAAGAACUAACUGCCUGCACUGCACCGUGUGAAACAAAGGAACCAAGAACAGAACUCAGUUUAAUACGUGUGUGUGUGUGUUAAACAGCUACAUCUUUAUUCUAUAAAGAAGCAGUAUUAUUUUGUCAGGCUUCUCACCAAAAUCUGGACUAGAAAAUUGUGAUAAAGAGAAGGGAUAAAAAAGAAUGGAAUUUAUCAUUACAAUUUUCUGUCCUUUUGACCAAAAGACUAAUUAAACCACACCAAUGCAAAUGAACUGCCCUAGUAGGUUUAAGGCAGCUGAUCUUAGCCACUAGAUCUUGUCUUAAACUAAUUUCAGGUACCCAAUACCUUUUGUGCAGAAAGGUUUUAGAAUUGGGUCGUGGUCAUGUUUGACUGACAAAAAAGCCUGCUUCUUCCUAGCUGUUGUGUGUGAAUGUAGGUAUCACUGUUACAGGUCUUAAUUUCCAAAAAUGUUGAAGUAGAGUUCAGUGCUUAGCAUUUCUUGUUUAGGCAAGUUGUCAAUAUGACAUUUUUUUCAGCUACUUAAAUAUCCUUCUGUUAAAGGUGCUCUUGGUGCAUUGUAACUUUCCUGUGUGUAUCUUAAAAUAUUUACUUGACAGUGAAACAAUAGUGGCAACACCUGCAGUCUGGGUUUUGAAUUACGUUGUGCCUUUCCAAGGCUUCCAAAGGCAUAGAAACUUACUCAUUCCAUGGUUAAAUUGCCCAUUCUAACUACAUAGACUUUGCAAGCAUUUUUUGUCCCACAUCUAUGAAGGGUCAUAAGCUUUUUUUUUCCCCCUAGUAAAGGUUUCAGAAAUUUGUAACUUUCAAGGAAAAUUCCAGUUAGUGACAGUUUUGGUUUUGAUAGCUUGAAUUCAUACUGUCUUGUGUAUUUAAAAAAGUGGAGGUGAGACAGUGAUGCCACUCACUUUUAGUUACUAAAUCACAA
This is a messenger RNA of Falco peregrinus (peregrine falcon), 3232 nucleotides long. RefSeq names its product phosphoglucomutase 2 like 1 (gene PGM2L1). Gene Ontology annotation, molecular function: glucose-1,6-bisphosphate synthase activity; intramolecular phosphotransferase activity. The transcript has 15 exons. The record is from RefSeq and is a predicted model, not a curated record. Gene Ontology annotation, biological process: carbohydrate metabolic process. Bases 638 to 2281 code for a protein of 547 amino acids. NCBI's taxonomy places the organism in Eukaryota, Metazoa, Chordata, Aves, Falconiformes, Falconidae.